Octopus bimaculoides (California two-spot octopus) is the source of this 6577-nucleotide messenger RNA. Its product is annotated as protocadherin-11 X-linked. NCBI's taxonomy places the organism in Eukaryota, Metazoa, Mollusca, Cephalopoda, Octopoda, Octopodidae. Gene Ontology annotation, cellular component: plasma membrane. Gene Ontology annotation, molecular function: calcium ion binding. Gene Ontology annotation, biological process: homophilic cell-cell adhesion. The record is from RefSeq and is a predicted model, not a curated record.
AAUAAUACUUUCCUGGGAUGGGAAUGAUAACAAUAAAUUGUUUUGUUUUAUAAAAGUCAUGUAAGCUUGUGUCGUCACAAAUUUAGGAAUCAUUUUGAAACUGACUGUCAAGCCUCCUGUGUGUGGCUGAUAAGUGACUCCUAAAGGAAACAAGGAAUAGAAAAGAAGAAAUUAUUAGGAACUUUAUGGUGAUUGGAAUGUGUGAACAACGAAAAUUUCACUGGAAUGUAAAAACUGGAUUACCAAAAUUUUUUUAUAUUAUUAUUAUUGAUCUACCAAGAUUUUAUUUGAGUAUACACUUUGCUCAAGAUAUAUAUUAUUGUAAUAGGCGCUUUGAACUAAAUUUGAACUAUUAAAAUAUAUUCUUUUAAUUGUUGAGAUUUUAACUUAUUCAUAUAAAAGUACUGGAUUACUAGUUAUCACUGGAAUAAAAUCAGAGUACAAAUCAUAUGACAUGUCACCAUUAAAAACUUAAUAGAUGAUACACAGAAAUAUGCAAAUAUAUGAAUAUAACACUGAAUAUUUUCAUAAGAAAGAAAUUCUUAGAAUGUCUUUGAAUCACUAAUACAUGUUUCAUUAUUGCAUGAACCAACUGGAGUAAAUUAAAACAGAGGAUCAGUAUUCUAAUUAUAAUAAUUUGUAACUAAACAUUUCAAAACUAACAUGUCUGCUUUAUUAAUUCUAUUUUUCCUGGCAUGUUUUGGAUUUUGCUCUGUUAUAGCAGAGCUAACUUUUCAUGUUUUAGAGGAAGAACCAAUACAUACCUAUAUUGGUUCUGUUAAUGCCUCCAGUAAAUCUAAUAAGUCUAGCAGGUUUCUAUUUAUUGAACCAAAGACGCAUCUAUUUAGUAUUGACAAAGAUUCUGGAAAGAUUUAUAAUGCGGAGCGUAUUGACCGGGAAGACUUAUGUGGAUCUCGUUAUCCUUGUGUUUUGGAUACGGAGGUUCGAAUAGAUUCAGCAACAGUUGAAAUAGUGACUGUGAAAAUUUACAUAGUAGACAUCAAUGAUAAUGCUCCUAUGUUUGAUAAAGAUGAAGCUUUAAAGGUUAGUGAAAACAAACUCAAUAAAUCAUAUUCCAUUUUAGAAGCAUGGGAUUUUGAUUCAGGGAACAAUUCUGCAAUAUAUUAUACAUUGUUAGACAAUAUAAAUAAUACAUUUAGCUUGAUCUGGAAUGAAGACCAAACGCUUGGAUUAAAAGUUAUGAAGACUUUGGAUUAUGAGAAACAAACAUUUUACCGGUUGACACUUGUAGCAAAAGAUCAAGGUAUUCCACAGAGAACUGGCAGUACAUUUAUAAAUAUUACUGUGUUAGAUGAAAAUGAUAAUAGCCCAAAAUUUGAAAAAGUUUUCUAUAAUCAAACAAUUUUUGAAAAUGUACCUGUAUCAUCUACAAUACUCACAUUGCAUGCAGUUGACAAAGAUUCCGGUCAGAAUGGUGAAGUGAAAUACAAGCUAAACCGUAAAACUUCUCUAAGGAUUAGAGAAAUUUUUGAAGUGAAAGAAUCUUCUGGAACAGUUAUUUUGAAAGGUAGUCUGGGUAAAAGACAUCAAUAUUCUUUUGAUGUAAUAGCUUAUGACCAAGGGUCGAGGAGGCGUUCAGCAUCUGUAACUGUUACCAUUAAUAUUGUUGAUGUCAAUGACAAUUCUCCAGUCAUUGAUAUUGACCCUCCAUUGGCCAAUGUAUCAGAAUCUAAAACUGUGAACUCCCAUGUAGCUGUUGUUCACAUUCAGGAUAAUGAUAAAGGUGACAAUGGUAAAGUGAACUGUUCAAUUGCUGUUACCAGUCAGUACUUUGGCCUCAACCAAAUUUCUUCAAUAACUUAUGAAAUAGUCAUUAAGCGUGAACUGGAUUUUGAACACAUAACCACUUAUAAUAUCACUAUUGAAUGUGAAGAUAAUGGCAUACCUAAACUAAAAAGUAAAAAUACUCUUGUGGUGAAUGUCAUUGAUGAGAAUGACAAUCCUCCAGUCUUUACCAAUGACAUCAAGAUUGUUGAUAUCACUGAAAAUAAUAAAGUUCCUGAAAUUAUAACCCAGGUGAAAGCAACAGAUAAAGAUUAUGGUAUGAACUCUGAAAUAUAUUACUAUCUUGAUUCUGACAAUGCAUCAGAUUUUAUUUUAGAUAACAGAACAGGUGUAAUAACAACAAAUAAAAUAUUUGAUAGAGAAACUAUUUCAGUGGUACAGCUUAGAGUUCUCGCAGUGGAUUGUGGAAUUUUACCUCUCACUGGCACUGGAACUGUACAGUUAAAGAUACUUGAUGUUAAUGAUAAUGUACCAAAAUUUCAAAAGCAACAUUAUGAGUUUCAUACAUUAGAAGCUCAAGCAAGAAAUACCACAAUUGCAACUGUAGAAGCAAAAGAUUUAGAUGCUGGGGAAAAUGGAGCAGUUACAUAUGUAAUUGAAAACAGCAACAGAGCUUCAGAGCUUUUCACUGUAAGUGAUGGUAUUUUAAAGACUAAAGCUGUAUUAAGUCGCACGAAAGGGAGGAGAUAUGAUUUUUUGGUUGUAGCUACUGACCAUGGGAAAAAGCCAUUGAACUCAUCAACAAGUAUCACAGUAAUUGUUGAGGAUGCUAAUGACAACUAUCCCUGUAUCAUUUACCCUAGUGAUGCAAACAACAGUAUUUCAAUCAGUUACGAAAUGACCCUAGCUGACCAGCCUAUUUCACAAGUCAUAGCUUUUGAUGAUGAUGAAGGAGAAAAUGCUAGGUUAUCUUAUUUCCUUAAAAAUACCCCUGAAACAACCAGUUUUUUCAGAAUUAACGAAACAUCUGGUGAAAUAAUGCUGAUUAAAAAUGGUAAUGUCAGUAGACUAAGACAAAACUAUAAACUAUUGAUUUCUGUUAAAGACCAUGGAAAGCCAGCACAACAUACUGCUACAGUUUUACUUGUGAAUAUAAUUGAUGGCAAACCAUUGACAAGCAAAACUAAUCAUUUAAAAAUUAUUUUACCAUUAUGUAUAAUAUUCAUUAUUGUAUUUAUCAUUGGAUUUGCAUACAUGAGGUUCAGAACUAAUAAAGAGAAAAGACGAUAUUUUGCAAAGAAGUAUGAAGAUGCUUCACUUCGAAGGAAGCAAGAUAAUUUUCCUAAAGAAAAUGAAUUCAAUAACAACAGUGGCAAGUCUGUGGCUUUAAAUGGAAGUACAUCUGAAGGAAAUUAUGCCCAGUCUUUGCAAGGAAAUGAAAACAGUCAUGAAGCAGCAGAUAGUUUACCUCCAGAUAUACAUACACAAAAAGAAAGUGGAAAUAACGUGUCCAAAGAACCAUCAUUCCAGUACAGUAAUCUUUUGUGUAAAGAUGAUGCCAACAAUUCCCCAGCAGAAGAGAUUGAAGAAUCUCAAAUCAGAGUUGAACCUGAAGUAAGUUUUACGCUAGAUCGAGCAUCCAUCAAAGGAAGUUGUGCUGCUCUUAUUCACGCCUAACAACUUCAUCUUUGAAGCCUUGAAAGAAUAAAUGUAUGGUUAAACUCUCAGGAAGCAAUCAGGAAUUUCCGAGAUAUUUGGAAUAAUGGACAAAUAUUCAGCCUAAAAUCUGGGUUAUGUACACAAUCCUAAUUGAAGUUUAAAAUAUUCCACUUUGAAGUCUUUCAUCUGAAACUGUUUACUUUGUGAAGGUUUCUUGAAAACAAAUAUAAGUUGUAUUUAAAACUUUAUCAUUGCUUAAAAAUGUGAUAUUCCAGAAUAUUCCAAAAUAUUGAACUUCUUGAAGUAAGAUAAACUAACCCCAUACCAGUUCUACGUAAUGCAUUGUUGCAUUGAAACCCCGUGGGGUUGAGAAGGACAAGAAAAAUGUAUAUCUGUGAUCAAAACCGUUUGACAUAAUCAGCCAACCUCCUUCCUCUUUCAAUAAUUGGACACAGAGUUUGCUUAAGGGAGGGAAAUGACUUAGUCUUUUAUAUUAUCGUAUUUCCAAGUAUUGAUAUGCUACCACCCUGAUUACGUACCUCAAUUUCUUUACCAAUAUGUUUUAUUUGUGGUUUAGCGACAUAUUGAUCCUGUUGGCCUGUUACUGUGUGCACCUGUUCAAUUACUUUCACUAUACAAAGACACCUUAAGUCUAGUACAGAUAAUCAUCCCAUGUGUUUAAAAUUGGCUGACGAAAGAUGUAACUUUCGUACGCGAGGCUGAAAGUUAAAUUCUUGAGAGUUUGCUAAGAAGUAAAUAGUACCAUUGGCGCCGAGAAAUAUGGGAUCUGUCAUUUUCUAUUUCUUAAUUGCUUUCGGUCACUGGAUUGCGGCCACGCUGGAGUGCCGCCUUGAAGGAUUUAGUUGGAUAAAUCGACUCCAGUACUUAUUUUUUAAAGUCUAGUACUUAUUCUAUCGCACCCUUUAACCGAACCAAUAAGUUAUAGAGAUGUAAACAAACCAAUACUGGUUGUCAAGCGGUAUGUUUGUUUGUUUGUUUGUUUGUUUGUGUGUGUGUGUGUGUGUGCGCGCGCCAAACAUAAACAUACAUACAUACAUACGUACAUACAUAUAUACAUACGUACGUACAUACAUAAUGCAUACAUACGUACGUACGUACAUACAUACAUACAUACAUACGUACGUACAUACAUACAUACAUACAUACGUACGUACAUACAUACAUAGUGUUAUGUGUCAAGCUACUGCUAUCCAGCACCUUCGAAUGAUCUCUACUCAACCUCUACACAACUGCUACUCGACUGCUACUCAACACUCCUACCACGGCCAGACUACCUCUAUUUAUAUGUCUUGGGAGAUCCUACUUCUUCGCCUGGGGGCGUCGACACAACACAUACAUACAUACACACACGUGAUUGCUCCAUCUUCACAGAUGAUUGCCAUCUCUUUGUGCUUCCUCAUUGUCAAUAGCAUUUCUAACUUUCCGUCCAAACUGUUGUAGAUUUGCUUAGCGUGAAGUAUUGAUGACAGACAAAAAUUGUAACCUGCGUUAGACCUGCAUACGUCACAUCGUUGUCGUUGCCAUAAGUUUUUCAGUCGACGGAACAAGGAAUACGAUCACCAUAAAGAGACAUUAGUACAUCAUUGGAUUAUAGUGAUAAACGCUUGUACAACACAAGUGCUACCCUCUGAGUUUCAUGAUUUGCAUUAGUGACAGGCUGAAGCGAGAUGACCAGUAAUCACGUGAAUCUGUAUAUUUUACAACUGACUUUUUCUUCCUGAAGGAUGCUGUGACAACAGCUAAGGAUCCCUCACACCCGGUGAUUUUACUGUGCACCCUGACACCAAACAAGGGCAUUUCUGCACUCAGCUAGAUUGGCAUCACAUAUGCUAGUUCACCCAUAACUGGGACCCUGACAAGUACUACGACUCCGGUCAGAGUAAACCUGGAACAGCACUGGCUAAAAGGUAGUUUCACACCCCUCAAAACAUUACAUACAUACAUACAUACAUACAACCAAUUUCCGGUUACCAAAUCCACCCACAAGCAUUAGUCAGUACUAGGAUAUAGGAGAAGGUGCCGCGUAGUGAGACUGAACUCAAGCCACGUGGCUACAAAGCGAGUUUCUUUACCAGAUAGCCAUACCUAUGCUCAGCAACUUGAACAUAUAGUAUUAACUUUGCACAAAGAUGACAAUUUUUCAAUUGUUAUUAAUGAUUUAAUGUUCACUGAGAUGAAUUCUCGCCGGGGUCAGCUUUGCCUUUCAUUCCUCCAGGGUCGAUAAAAUAAAGUACCAGUGAAGUACUGAGGGUCAUUGAUCUCGACUAACCUUCCUUCCUUCAAAAUUGCUGGCCUUGUGCCAAAUUCAGAGACCAUUAUUUAUCUAAUACUAUGUUAUACAUUUGAGGGUUCAUCCUGUCCUCUGAAUCUGGUAGAUGGGAAAAAACUUGAAAGUUGUUACUUAAAAAAUGAAAGAAAAAGAAAAGAAAGAAGCGGAUUGAAUUUUGAGCAUGAGAUUUUCUUCAUUAUCUGCAUCUCAAAUAAAUAAAUAAAUAAAGAAAGAAAGAAAGAAAGAAACGAAGCAGAAUGAAGUUCGAAUUAUGCCAUAAAAGAAACUAUAAUACAAGCUAUAUCACUAUAGCAUACUCAAAACGUAAAGGCGGUGAGCUAGCAGGAUCGUUACCAUGCCGGGCGAAAUGCUUCAUGGCAUUUCGUUCGUCUUUACGUUCUGAGUUGAAAUUCCGCCGAGGUCGACUUUGUCCCCACUCCCCAAAAUUUCGGACCUUGUGCCUUGAGUAGAAAAAAGAAAAAGAAAAAAAAAGUGAUCGCGGCAGAUACAUAUUUUGCCGGUAAAGAAAGCUUGUAAAAUGGUAAGAAACAAUAAAAUAUCUUACCCGUAGAAAGUAUGAAAAAAUGGCUAAUAUUUCUUUCCUUUAAACUUUGCUUUUGUUACAUUUAUUCACCCCCCCCCCAAUCCCUCUCAACACAUGGCUAUGAUGCCCACCAUCCUAUCACUUCUGCUCAUGAUUAGAGAUGCACAUACCCUGCUCAUUCCUCCCUCAAAUUUAAUGUUGUUGAGUUUGCUGAGCAAAAAAGUGAAGAUGUUUACACAAUUUCAAUCAAAUAUGGAAAAUGAAAUUUCUAAUUUCUAUCAUUAUUUUACAGAUAUGUUUUGUAUAUUUUUAUCGAAAUAAAAUGUAUUUCUUCAUGA